Polypterus senegalus (gray bichir) is the source of this 1684-nucleotide messenger RNA. RefSeq lists its product as uncharacterized. Gene Ontology annotation, cellular component: plasma membrane. The coding region runs from base 637 to 1446 and encodes 269 amino acids. NCBI's taxonomy places the organism in Eukaryota, Metazoa, Chordata, Cladistia, Polypteriformes, Polypteridae. The transcript has 5 exons. The record is from RefSeq and is a predicted model, not a curated record.
AAUGCAGUACAGUUCUUGCUUUCACACUUAAUACACUAUUAGCAGAGCUUUACUAUUAGCUUCAGAUUUGCUUUGUUUCGAUUAUAUAAUGCCACUUGCAAAAUGCACAUGCAACCCCAUGAUUCUGAAAGGCUGGUUUAAGAUUAUAUGUGGAUCCAAGAAAGAAAAUCUGCUUGGAAAGCAGGGGAAAGGCUGUAAAAAAGAAGUCAUUUGCAGAAAGAGAAAACAGCAAGGAAGCCUCAUGAAAAAUACAUGUUUUUUCUGCUUUGUCAUCAAACCCUAAGUGCUUUUGCUAACAGAAAAAGAGAGAGUGUGCAACAGAGAGGGAAACAAACUGAGACAGAAAAAUAUACCUCGCGGAUUUAGAAUAAGGAAUGUCAUCAAAACAUGCGCCCACCCUGCUGCUCACAAAUCCUGGCCUUCCUAAAUCCGGCUUUCUGUUCUUAAUAGUUUAUGACAGAAUGAAGAAAAUAAUUUAUUCGGAAUGGCUGUGUUAGGAACAAUCCUUCCACUGAUGUUGCAGCUGGAGAUUUUUGAGAGCUAGACAUGAAUUUGUGGAUGCUUCUGUUUCUGUGUGAUGGGAGCUAGCAUAUUUUUGGAUUCUCCUUAUCAAGGAUUGCUUUUAAUUUAAAGAGUAUGACUCCUGAAGAUACCCUUAACCGUACAGAGGUCACCACUCAUGCAUCAGCUCUUCAGUGUGAACUACAUACUUCUCAGUGUUGUUCAUUUUUUAUUGAAGAAGGAUCAGGUACCUCUGUUGGUACCAUUCUGGUCUUCUGGUGUAAAGAGGGCUACCAGCUUGUGGGCAGUGAGAAGGUAACCUGUGAAUUGAGAAGGGGUGCACCAGUGUGGAAUAACCAUUUUCCAGUCUGUGAAGCAAUUCCACAGCCUGAAGACAAAGGGUUUCAACUUGCUGUGCUAGUAUCCAUCAUUAGCUGUAUUAUAAUCCUUACUCUGUCUGCAUCCUUCAUCGUGUGCUGUAUACGACAAAAGAGACUACAUUUGUCAGAAAAUAAGAGAGAAGUCUCGGACAGAUCUCAGAAAGAUUGUAGACAACGUCAAAGAAAAUCAUGCUGGAUUGAGCGAAACAGAAAUCAACUCAAUAUUUCACCCAGACAUUUUUCGUAUGAACGUAAUCCACGCCUGUCCAUUCUUAGAAGUUCUUUUUGUCCAGGGAGAAGCAAAAGCUAUAUAAAUAAGGGGUAUCAAAGCAGAAGUCAUGAAAACCUGCAGAAAUCUUCACGUCAAGAAAUAUUCAGUGAAAGACGACAGUACUGUAACGUGGUAUUACAGCGGAUCCUGAUCCCAAAUGCCGCACCUUCCCUACACUUACCGCCACAAUCAAUAGACAUUCACAUGCAAAUGGUGACAACUCACCCAAAUCUUUUAUUCAGCAGUCCUAUGGAGACACCGCAGAGACACUGCCUUCUGCUCCAACCUGUGUAAAAAUUUUGCCUGCUGUACUCCAUAUUGAUGGCGCUUUAAUUCUGAGUGUGAGAACAAGUUUUCAAUUCUUUGCCUUUUUUAGUGUCAUAUUGUGACUUUUCCUAAAAUUGUUGUUCCUUUAGAGCAUAAAUUUCCUGAUUGUAGUGAUGACUUAAAGUAUUUUAAACUUGUAUAUCUUACAAACAUAUAAUUUCCAAGUGCAAUAUUUAAGAAAUUUUGUUUAGAAUGUGACAUGGAA